GGCAAGCUACAUCCUCUACAUAUUCUAAAUAAUUCUCAAACACGUAAGACCAGAUAAAGCAUUUCGUUCUUUGAUUAACACAACAUUCGUCAAUUUUAUGGACGUCUUGGAUAAUGAAGAAAACAGGUACACGUCGAUCAUUCAAGGUAAAAGGUGAAUUUUUUUCAUACCAAGAAGGAGAAAUACUUCCUGACAGCGAGGACAAUGUUGAGUAUGUAUCACUUACGAAAGAAAAUACAAGCAAACUGCCAUGGAGGAUGAUGGAAAAAGCAAGAGUGUUUAUUUGUGGAAUUUUAAACGCAGGAACUAAAGGAACAAUAUAUUUUGGAACUGGUGACACAAAUGACCCAACGACCAGUUAUAAACGUGGUCAAAUCAUUGGUUUGGAAAUCCAAGAUUUAAAAGAUGAAAUCAGCAAAGCAUUUCAGUCAAUGUUGAAUCAUCACAUCAAAAGUGAUAAUGGUGAACUGACAAAGGGUGGUGAUAUGGAAUGUAUUAAAAUACAUUUUGUUCCAGUAAAAAAUCGCCAGCAAUUUACUCAACGUUAUGUGGUUGAAAUUCAGGUGGAACGACUCUGGACGUUUUGCGAAGAUUACGUAUAUUAUUUUCAGAAAUGGGCUGAUAAGGAAGAAGAAACGUUUGGCGCUGGGAAAACAGAUACUUUUGGGAUAGCACAAGUCUGUCGCAACCUGAAAUUGAUAGACUUUCAAAACAGAUAGGGGGAAGAUAUGACGAACUUGGACGCCUCGCCAACCUGAACGGGGUUGACAAUGUAACGAACAACAACGUUCAACUUCCAAAGCCAGCGCAAAAGCUGCAAAAAUUCUCAACAUGAUAAACGAGUCGAGUUUUAGUCGAAAAAAGCUGGCCAAUCAUUUGAAGGAAAUGCGCCUAGAAAACUUAGCUGACGAAGUAUCACGUGGAACAUUGCGAUAGCCGAACAGACACUUGAUAAUUCAAUAUAACA
Messenger RNA from Xenia sp. Carnegie-2017, 967 nucleotides. RefSeq lists its product as uncharacterized. Lineage: Eukaryota; Metazoa; Cnidaria; Anthozoa; Malacalcyonacea; Xeniidae. The record is from RefSeq and is a predicted model, not a curated record. Bases 114 to 719 code for a protein of 201 amino acids. The transcript is spliced from 4 exons.